This is a messenger RNA of Plutella xylostella (diamondback moth), 910 nucleotides long. NCBI's taxonomy places the organism in Eukaryota, Metazoa, Arthropoda, Insecta, Lepidoptera, Plutellidae. The record is from RefSeq and is a predicted model, not a curated record.
AAUGGUCACGUCACUGUGUCAAAAUUUUAUCAAAACAAAAUCACGAAAUUCAACGCUUUUAAUAUGAAUUCUAAAUAAAUUCAUAGAUUUUAAAUAAGAUAACGGCGUUAAACCAUAAAUUUAAACAAAUUAACAUAAUGUAAAGAAUUCAUAGAAUUUCUAUCUAUUUCAACCCACCCGUAACCUAUCCGUUAUCUACUUAAUUAAUUUAUCUAUCUGUUAUCAUCAAACGUUCACAAUGGAGGAAAUAUUCAAAGGAUACGCAAAAUUUGGAAACCCAAAGAGUGACGGCACACAAAUAACACUAACAAACAGCGACAAAUGGAUGAAACAAGCCGGAGUUAUAGAUAACAAGAAAAUCACAACUACAGAUACUGGUAUUUGCUUUUCUAAAUUCAAGUCUAAAACUUUAGGAUAUACCGAGUAUAUGCAGUAUAUCGAGGCACUGGCAAAAGAGAAGAAGGUGGACGUAGAAGAGAUAACAGCUAAAAUGGCCAAAUGCGCUAUACCAGGCACAGGUAAUGCAACUAAAGCAGAUAAAAGUGGAGUAGUCGACCGUAUGACGGAUACCACCAAAUAUACGGGUACUCAUAAAGAGAGAUUUGAUAAAGACGGUAAAGGGAGAGGUAUAGAAGGAAGAUCGGACCAAAAAGAGGACACAGGGUACGUGCAAGGGUUUAAAGAUAAGAAAUGAUAUAGAGUGGAUAAUGUACUUGUCUCGAAGCAGCAAGUUGUCGACGGUUCCGGCGAACAGCAACACGCACGACAGGUACACGGUGGAAGUGGUCAGGAUAGCGCAGAUGGUUCCGAUAGGGAUGCUCUUUUGAGCGUCAGCCAAAUCUCCCGAGCGGUUUGAGCCAGCCAUAAUACCUGAAAUAUAAUACUUUUUGUAACAAUGAAAAUAAACACU